CUUUGAUCAAGAAUAGCUCCUGAAGGCAGCAACCAACUCCCACUGUAUGGGUAUGUACUGUGGUUGUCAUUAUUAUAUUAUCCCCGUUCUCUUGGCGCGCGGGAUAACUUAUUUGUUUGCGCUAACUAUUAUUAGCUGGUUACGGGUACAACGCGUAGCAUCUCUUGAGUUUCAACCUCGCAUCUCAUAUCUCAUAUCUCAUUUGCGCCCUCAUUUUGGCCCAUCUUUACAUAGCCACCAUUUAUUAUGUCUAUUUGAUGAAUUAGCCCCCAAAUCUUCCAGAUCUUAUGUUGUUUUGUUUUUGUCCCGUGUAAAAAGGCCUCAUCAGGAUAAAUCAGGAUAACAGACGCGAGAAGCAAGAGACUGACUGUUUCGCGGUUACGCGACCUAUUGUUUGUCAGGAGAAAGUAUUCAGGCUGAAAUCUGUUGUGUCUAGCUCCCUCGUUUGUUCUGCAAAUAUUACUACCAGUGUUAGUUACUAGCGAAAGAAUAAACCCAAAAUCGAAACGAAAACGAAGGAUAAUGAGAUAAUGGCUUCUCAGAGCCCCCUCGCACCGGCCAGCAUAUCCCGUGCCACCAUCUCAUUUCUCCUAUCUCUCUACCCACAUACCAUCAGAGAUUUUUACAGGGCUAAACUGAUAGCCAAGUCUACUCCGAAAGCGGGCCCAAAACCUGGUUCAAAGCAGUCCACGGCAAAAAGAACGAAUGAAGGAGCCAUAGAAGCGGAAGUCGAAGCCUUUUUGAAAUUGGAUAAACUGCGCUAUGAGUCGAUUCCUGCUACAUUGAGAGAUAGGGCUGGCGUUGCCGCUGGCGCCGACACCAGUAAAGACGCCGCGAAAAGACCAAGUAAAAAAGUAAAAGUAUCAAAGAACGAUGAUGCUUCGCCCCUUUCGGGAGCGUUUCUGGAGAAGGAUGAGAUUGUCAAUCUUAUGAGCUGGAAACUCAAGCAUGGCUCCCACCGACCAGCCCUCAUGGGCAUGAUACGAUCAAAUCCAGACUCCCUCGUCAAGUCCACUACCGCGAUUGCUUUCUCACAACUCCAGGACGCGCUAUCUAAUACGGGAGGCGAGGCUUUUCCCAGCACUCCGCUCGAGACACUGACGGGGCCCCUGAGGGGCGUGGGGCCCGCCACGGCAUCUCUUUUCCUGUCCAUUUGCCCAUGCCAUGCACCGUCAGAUGCUACAUACAACACGAGUAUAAAUGCGGCCCCGUUUUUUAGCGAUGAGCUUUUCAAUUGGCUUUGCCUGGAUAAGUACCCGCAUGACUUCCCCAACAGUAGUAAUAACAACGGCGGUGGAGGAGAAGGUGGCCAGAGAUCCAAGGGAAAGUCACCAGCAACAAAAGAGACUAAAAUCAAAUAUAAUAUGAAAGAAUAUAGAGAGUUAUGGGAAGCGGUGAGGGAACUUAGAGGCAGGAUUAAUCAGAUUCCUGACCAAAAGGAGGGGUUAGGAGAGGGCCGGGGUAAUGGGGAGGGCGGGAACGAAAGCUUCUCAGUGUUGGAUAUUGAGAGGGUGGCGUUUGUUAUUGGCCAUCUCGGGGUGUCGGGAUAUGAUGAAAGGAUGGAGGAGGCAUCGACGAUGGGGCUUCUAGAUGGUGGUAAAGUGGACGAUGAUCUAGGCGCGGCCGAAACGAAAGAUGUGAAUUUAGGUAGGGGGAAAAGGAAGAGAGGAUGAUGCAUUUCAUAGCGGAGCCUAGGGGAGCGUGCUUGGGAGACAAGCUAGUAUAUAAACUAUCGCCUUACCUGUAUAUUUCAUCUCUAGGUGUAUGAAACCGAAGUCAAUCUACUACAAAUUGCCAUGCUUUCAUUUUCACCAAUGAAUACCUGGAGCAAAAGGACGAAUUGAAAUCAGACCCGAAAUAAAUAAUCUAAUAAACUAUAUUAAUCAAGAACAAAGCUAUUAAAAUUCCACAGUAAUUAUUUCCACAAGCCCCUUAAGCUUCCCACUAUCAGUUUUGAUUAAUUCAGCACAUUCACGCUAUAUUUCCCCUUGGAACAUGCAGCAAAAGUGAGCAGGUUACCCCUGGCAGUUUCAAUCCCUCAGGUCAACCACUUUUCAACAAUCCUACCAACAGGCUCAAACUCGCCUUCGCCCAUACAGCGUCAAAAAAGAAGAUACUAAUGUCCUCAACCUUAAUUACUGGCUCUCCCCCUGCUUCAGUUUGCUGCAAACGGUUAAAUCACCCCCCAACCCUCCUCCUUCAUACGCCCAAGCCACACCAUUUAACUACCAACCCACCCGCCAAGCACUUACAUCAAAUACCCAACCCCCGCAAUCAACAUCCAGGCCAGCCCUCCCAACCCCAUCUCAACCCCGCUAGCCACCAUCGCCGGCGCGGCAUUCGGCGUCUCCGUCUCCGACGCUGGACCUGUCCCGGUAGGCCUGCGGCCGCCCGAAGUUUGCGACGCAUCAGCAUUGUCAGCGGUACCUGAAGUUUGUGUAGCAGUGGGUUUUGAGGUCGACGAAGACGAGCGAGUUGUGCUGAACUGUUUCGCUGCGUUGCAAUUGGCGACUUUUGACGAUUCAACGGCGUGUCGGCCUUGGUCCUUGGGGCAGUUGUUGUAGCAGCUACAUUUUGUGUGUUUGGGGCGGGUUAGUGAUUGGAGGCGCGGACUGACUCUUCAUGGAACUAACAUGGAGGUAGAGAGGGAGGGGAGCGUAGCUCUGGGUAGGAGCAUCUGAUGUUGACUUGAGUAUAUGCAUAUACGUACGUCAAGACAUUGCUGUAAUGGGUGCAGAGGCAGUCCCAGUCCUGUACAGGGCAGCUUUUGAGAAUGGCUGUGGUAGAUUCCACACAAGCCUCGAGAAUACUAUAGAUGUUUGGAUUCUAGGUUAGUAACGGAAUUCUGUAAAUGUUCACGAUCCGCAACAGACUGCUU
Blastomyces dermatitidis ER-3 is the source of this 2878-nucleotide messenger RNA. RefSeq lists its product as uncharacterized. NCBI's taxonomy places the organism in Eukaryota, Fungi, Ascomycota, Eurotiomycetes, Onygenales, Ajellomycetaceae. Bases 531 to 1673 code for a protein of 380 amino acids. The record is from RefSeq and is a predicted model, not a curated record. The transcript is spliced from 3 exons.